This is a messenger RNA of Colletotrichum truncatum, 1416 nucleotides long. RefSeq names its product proline iminopeptidase. Gene Ontology annotation, molecular function: peptidase activity. The record is from RefSeq and is a predicted model, not a curated record. Gene Ontology annotation, biological process: proteolysis. Lineage: Eukaryota; Fungi; Ascomycota; Sordariomycetes; Glomerellales; Glomerellaceae.
AUGGCUUCUAAGGUGAUCAACGCGGCGAAACUGCUCAGCAAGAAGUCCCAUGUCAUUCCAGGGCAAUUUCUUGUCUCGGAGCUUUUCUUCGAGGUGCCCAAGGACUACAGCAACCACUCUGCUGGCUUUCUCAGGCUUUUCGGCAAAAGCGUCACCAAGCACGAGAGACCCAUCGUCCCCCCAACGGAGUCUGAGACGAAGCAAGCUGAGCAGAAGCCAUGGAUGGUCUUCUUGCAGGGUGGUCCCGGUUUUGGUAACCCUGAGCCUCAAGACAGUCCAAUUACUCGAACCGCCCUCGACCGAGGAUACCAGGUUCUGUUUCUUGACUACAGAGGCGUCGGCCUCAGCUCGCCUGUCUCGGCUGCCACUCUGGCACUCCAGGGCGAUGCUCAGAAACAGGCUGACCACCUGAAGCUUCUCCGCCAGGACAACAUCGUCAACGACUGUGAAGCGGUGAGAGCCUACCUCACUCAGGACUUCCCGGAAGAGAAGAAAAAGUGGUCCUUGUUCGGCCAAUCCUUUGGCGGUUUCGUCUCUCUGACGUACCUCUCCAAAUACCCCCAAGGGCUGCGAGAGGUCUUCCUGACCGGCGGUCUGGCACCAGUUGGUAGAAAACCUGAAGAGGUGUACCAGGCAACCUUCAAAAAAGUUGCAGAGAGAAACCAAGCCUAUUAUGAGAAAUAUCCCGAGGACAUCGAGGCUGUUCAUCAGGUAGCUCGAUUCAUUCAGGAGAAGGGCAAAGUGGCCCUUCCAGGCGGUGGUUUCCUCACGGUUCCAAGAUUGCUCACCCUAGGAAUUGCCUUUGGUGGUCACGGGGGACUGGACUCAGUGCACAACACCAUUCUCAGGUUGAAGGCAGACCUCGAUAACUUUGGUUUCUUCACUCGUUCGAAUCUCACCGAUCUUGAACAGGCUACCUCGUUCGACAGUAACAUUAUCUACGCCAUUCUGCACGAAGCCAUCUAUUGCGAGAAACCAGGCUGGGCUUCCGAUUGGGCGGCUUACAGAGUGGGUAAGGGUCUGGAACAGUUCUCCUGGCUGGCGAAGGAGCCUGCGAUCUCCGAGUUCACAGCUCCUCCUCUCUACUUCUCCGGCGAGAUGAUCUUCCCGCUUCACUUCGAGACGUACCCUGAGCUGAUCCAACUGCGUGAGGCUGCUGAAAUCAUUGCCAAAUUCGAUGCUUGGCCGGAAGAUUUGUACGACUAUGAGCAGCUCCGAAAGAAUGAAGUACCCGUAUACGCCGCCAGCUACAUUGACGACAUGUACGUCGACUAUCACUUUGCCAAGGACACGGCCGCCCUGGUCAAGGGCUGCAGAGUAUACGAGACGAACCAGCUGUACCACUCGGCUCUGCGUUCAAAGACGGAGGAUGUGAUGAGAGAGCUCUUCAGGCUGCGGGACAACCCCAUUGACUAA